AUGUCUCCAGCAGCUGUCGACGACCGCGUUAAGCAGGCUGAGCUCAAGGAGCUUGACCUCGCUGACUCUCUCGGCGCUCCAGACGUCUACAUCGAUGGCGAGAACGACACCGCCUGGGCCCAUUGGACCGGCUCGAUCUACGUCAAAGUUUUGAGAAUGGAGAAUCGCAAGGGCAACUAUAUCAUCAAGCUGAAGACUGAACCACACGCCGAGCUUGGCAAGCACCGACACCGAGGUGAGGUCAGGGCUUACACCAUUGCCGGAAACUGGGGAUAUCAUGAGUACGUUGACCCCGAGCCACGAGCUUGCAUUCAUCGAGGCUGACGUACGAUCAGGUAUUCGUGGAAGGGCAAGCCGGGCGACUACAUCACGGAAAUGCCAGGAACCAUCCACACACUCUGGAUGGGCGAGGGCUCCGAGGUCCUCUUCGAUGUCACAGGCUCGAUCGAGUUCUUCAACGACGACAAUACCCUCCGCGAGACGAUGGAUGGCUUCAGCUUUUGGCGCCUCUAUGUUGAGCACUGCGAGAAGCACAAGGAGAAGGCCAAUAUGGGUUUGUGGUACUAG
Messenger RNA from Lecanosticta acicola, 567 nucleotides. NCBI's taxonomy places the organism in Eukaryota, Fungi, Ascomycota, Dothideomycetes, Mycosphaerellales, Mycosphaerellaceae. The record is from the annotation of a GenBank genome assembly.